AUGUUCAACCAAAGCUCUCCAGCAGGCUUCCUCCUUCUGGGCUUCUCUGAACACCCAGGGCUAGAAAAGAUUCUCUUUGUGAUUGUCUUCAUUUCCUACCUCCUAACUCUGGCGGGCAACACACUCAUCAUCCUGCUGUCCGUGCAGGACCCCAGGCUCCACUCCCCAAUGUACUUUUUCCUCUCCAACCUCUCAUUCUUAGACCUCUGCUUCACUACAAGCUGUGUCCCCCAGAUGCUGCUCAACCUCUGGGGCACCAAGAAGACCAUCAGCUUCCUUGGCUGCUCUGUCCAGCUCUUCAUCUUUCUGUCCCUGGGGUCCACUGAGUGCAUCCUCCUAACAGUGAUGGCUUUUGACCGCUACGUGGCUGUCUGUCAACCCCUCCACUAUGCCACCAUCAUCCACCCCCGCCUGUGUCAGCAGCUGGCAGCUGUGGCCUGGAUCAUUGGGCUGGUAGAGUCAGCAGUCCAGACGCCGCCCACCCUCCGCCUGCCCUUCUGUCCCCACCAUCAGGUAGAUGACUUUGUGUGUGAGGUCCCAGCACUAAUUCGACUCUCCUGUGGGGACACCACAUACAAUGAGAACCAGAUGGCUGUUGCCAGCGUCUUCAUCUUGGUUGUGCCCCUCAGCCUCAUUCUCGUCUCUUAUGGUGCCAUUGUCUGGAUGGUCCUGAAGAUUAACUCCUCAAAGGGGCAGAGGAAAGCUUUUGGGACAUGCUCUUCUCAUCUAAUCGUGGUCACCCUCUUCUACAGCUCAGUCAUUGCAGUGUACCUCCAGCCUAAAAAUCCCUAUGCCCAACAGAGGGGCAAGUUCUUUGGUCUCUUCUAUGCUGUGGGCACUCCUUCUCUUAACCCUCUCAUAUACACCCUGAGGAACCAGGAGGUAAAGAGGGCACUGAGGAGGUUGCUGGGGAGGGACGGGGAGUCCAGACAAAGGUGAGAAGCGGCGGCCUCGUUCACUUUGGGAAGAGAUUCUGUGUUUCCAUCAGGAAGCAUGAGUUCUGCAUCCACCGUGCCUCAGCAAUGGAU
Messenger RNA from Fukomys damarensis (Damara mole-rat), 1028 nucleotides. RefSeq names its product olfactory receptor 2H2. Gene Ontology annotation, cellular component: membrane. The record is from RefSeq and is a predicted model, not a curated record. Gene Ontology annotation, biological process: G protein-coupled receptor signaling pathway. Lineage: Eukaryota; Metazoa; Chordata; Mammalia; Rodentia; Bathyergidae. Gene Ontology annotation, molecular function: G protein-coupled receptor activity; olfactory receptor activity. The transcript has a single exon. The coding region runs from base 1 to 939 and encodes 312 amino acids.